GUAACGUGAACUCCCCUGAGCAACAACAGCACAGACACAACACUGAGCGGAGGAGUGAGGAGAGAGGAGAGAGGAGAGAACUGAGAUUUCAAUCAGCAGCAUCAUGAACACAGUCAGACAGACACGCUGGUUUCUCGCGCUCCUGCGCUGCCUCCUGGUUGGCACUGUGAUUGACUCCUCUUCCCCGUCCUCCAUCGCCCGCUCCCGGUCCGUCAUCUCCACGGUGGGGAACCAGGCGGUCCUGCCCUGCAACUGGAAGUCGCGCCUGGGGGAGGAGGCCCCGCCCACCUGCCACAUCCAGUGGACGACCCCGGCCGACACCGUGUUCGAGCUGCGGGGGGAGCACAAGUGGCAGGCGGAGGAGUUCGAGGGCCGGGUGGAGGUUCCUGAGGAGAGCCUGGGGUCCGGGGACUGUUCCCUGAUCAUCAGUGACGUUCAGAUCGGAGACGCGGGGCGAUACGAAAGCUUCAUGGUGGUGGACGGAGUGAAGUCCACAAAAACCAGGGUCUUCAUCCAGAGCGUCAAGCUCUCUGUGUUUGACCAUAAAUCCCUUCAGUCUCGAGGUCCAGGUGAGGACCUGGUUCUGGAUCUCUACACCCAGCACUCUUUGAGAGUGGUCUUCCAGAGCAGAUCCCAACCCCACCAUCGUCUGGAAAAAAAGACUUUCCACUUUGUUCUGUUUUGUGUUGCUGUCAUGAACACUGGCGUCUCUAGGGGGCGCUGGCGGACUUUAAGUCUUGUUUUUGUGCCUUUGCUCCACAGGAACAGCUCGCAGUGGUCAGACCUGUGGAUGAGGGGCGAUGAAGACAGCCACCGCCUUGAGAAACACCCCGAGAAAGAGCAGCUGACCGUGAAGAGGUUACACAGCUCAGACGAGGGAACGUAUAAAGUUCUGGACGAGUACGGCCUCGCCGUCAGCACCGUGCAGCUCGCCGUGGAAGAAAGCUCCACAGCUCGCAGAGUCCACGUGGUUCUGGAUCAUCAGACACCAGCAGGUGACGCUGCCAGAAGCAGCUGUUCAGCUCUUCUUCUCUUCUGGUCUCUUCUUGUCACGAGUUUACAAACUCUUCAUCUCCUCUGAGGGUUUUUCCUUCACAGAAGAGCUGCAGCAGACUUCAUGUUGACAGCUGCCCCGCACACUAAGACCAAACGUGAUGAAACUUCCUCUUUGUCAGUCAGCGUCUCCGUGUUUCUGUCGCCUGAGUCGUGUUUCGGAUGAACCAGUUCAGCCGCGUGUGGGAUCGGAUGUAAGUUAAGUACAGAAUGAAGGUUUGAGUGAAGGACAGUUUGCAGUUUGUGUAAACAUUUCUUUCCAAAGUGCAUUGACCACAUUCACAUGGCGGCCAUUUUCCUGUGAUGUCACGCUCAGGGUGGGACAUUCGGAUGCUGUCAUUAAAGGAAAAUGUGCUGCUGCGUUCAAGUAGCCUCCCUACUUAAAAUUCAGAUGUGUUUUUCGAGGACCUGGUCUGUCAAUAAAGUUGUUCUUCAUACAAAGUGAGAGAGAACAUGAACACCGGAGCCAUGACAUUAUUAGCCUAGCUUAGCAUAAUGACUGGAAGCAGAGGGAAACAGCUAGCCUGGCUCUGUCCGAGGUUCAGAAAUCCGACUACGUGGUACCAACUACUUAAUUUAAUGAUACAAUAGUGAAAACGUUUGUUUUUGUGUAUGUUCAGGGAGAUUUGUUGACUGAGAAAAAUGUUACAUAAAUAACACAUAACGAGCGGUUAGCGUAGCUCGUUCCUGUUCUAUGAACAGAUGCAGCGACCCGAGAAGCACCUCUGUCUCUGUCUUCACCCCAAAUCUAAGAUCAGUGGGACAUAUUGAUGUGUGUUCAGUGGGAGCUGGUUUGAACAGUAAAAGUGAAAAUACAAAGCUUGCUUUAUGUCACUGAGAUCCCUUCUGACUAAUAAAAUAGUAUUUUUGCAUAUUCCAUUAAAUAUUAAGGUGAUUAGAUUGUAAUUAAUCAGAUUUCCUCUCUUCUAGACAGCUUCAGAUUUAUACAGAUAAACUCUGAUUACGACUGUCAGUGUGUUUUAUUCUUAAUGGGCCGGUUCAUGUGAUGUGAUUGACUUUAAAUACUCUGAAUACGAUCAUUUUUCAGUUUAAACCACUAUUCUUCUGUGUUUAUUUGUACAAAGUGAUUACAUUUUAGUUAUUUAUUUGUAUUCUCUCCACCUAAAAAUCAAAUAAAGAGAUGAAGAUAUAACAAGCAA
This is a messenger RNA of Chelmon rostratus (copperband butterflyfish), 2213 nucleotides long. It is a transcript of the gene igldcp, whose product is annotated as galectin 17. Gene Ontology annotation, biological process: T cell costimulation; cell surface receptor signaling pathway; cellular response to lipopolysaccharide. Bases 104 to 1081 code for a protein of 325 amino acids. The record is from RefSeq and is a predicted model, not a curated record. Lineage: Eukaryota; Metazoa; Chordata; Actinopteri; Chaetodontiformes; Chaetodontidae. Gene Ontology annotation, cellular component: external side of plasma membrane. The transcript is spliced from 7 exons.